Caenorhabditis elegans is the source of this 1458-nucleotide messenger RNA. RefSeq names its product F-box domain-containing protein (gene fbxb-74). NCBI's taxonomy places the organism in Eukaryota, Metazoa, Nematoda, Chromadorea, Rhabditida, Rhabditidae. The record is from RefSeq and is marked reviewed. The transcript is spliced from 2 exons. The coding region runs from base 44 to 967 and encodes 307 amino acids.
AUUCAUUAUUGGAAUACAGUCAUUGUUCUUCUAUUCUGACACAAUGCACGUCUUUCCUCUGCCCAAUCUACCUGAGAAAUCUUCGAAUUAUGUUCUUCGAAGAAUGCCUUUAACACAAUUAAUUGGAUUUGCUCUCAUUUCUAAAAGGACGAAAGAUCAAGCUGAGCGUCUGAAUGUCAAAAUGAAAAGUGUUGAUGUGUGGAUUGAUGAGGCAAUAAAAAUUUUCAUUUGGGCCGAUUCCGAUGAACGUAUUCCGUCCGUGUUCGUUAAAUUCCUCGUUAGUCAAGCCCCUAAUGAUCCUGGUAAACGUGAAUUCACUCUAAGGACUCGUGAAGGAAAAACUUGGCCCAAGUUUGGAGCGAGACAAUUUUUGGAUCAUGCUCUCGAAGUAUGCAACGAAGUAUGCAUUAUUAGAAUUACUCUCCUCUGUGAUAAGAUUGAUUGCGACGGGAAUAAAAUUUGUGAUAUGUUCGAUGGUUUGACAAUUGAAUCAUUAUCAGUGUGUUUUGAACACUUACAAUUAGUUAAUCCUUUUUUCCAACAAAUGUUGACGAAAUUUUCUCGCCAAUCUAAAAUGGUUAGCUGGAUGGGAAAUCCAUUUCCACAUGACGAUUCACAUCGAAUACAAAUAAUUCUGUGUCAAUUCAUUCACUCAGUUCACCUUCCGGCAAAACUUUUUUCUAAUGUCCGCGUACUGCUGGAUGGCCUGUUAAUCGCCGACGCUGUUUUGCUGUGGAAUAUGGAUAAAAUGUGCUUGAAAGACGUCAACAUAUUCUUGAAACACUGGAUUCAUGGUUCCAACACUAAACUUGAAUCCGCCAGUUUGCGUCUUGAUGCCCAAGUAAUGGAAAUGAGAAUGUUCUCGAAGUGUUACUCAAAAAUGUGGAAUACCAGAUGGCACCUCCGGAGCGGGAAUUUGUGUAUAUUAGGGCAAAUGGAUCAAAAGAACACAUUAGAGGCGAAAUAGUUGUUCGACGAAAGGAUGGAACAAUGACAACUAUUGUUUUAAACCACGAAAAUUCUUAUUUUAAAAUGUUCGUGCACUUAUAACUUUUAUGUUUUCCUUUCCUGUUGUUCCACAUGUCCUGAACCUACAACUUGUUUUCCACGUUUUAAUCACUAUAAUUCUCUUAUCUCUACCAUCAAUAUCUCUAUAUAUCUCUUAUCUCUUAAAAAUAUCUUUAGCAAAUAUCUCUUAGCGAAGGGACCUGCGUCUCUCUUCGCCACACACUCUCUGGCUGCCGCGGCCUGCCAAUACUUUCGUGCCAGUAAAUAGGCAUUCUCAUGAUCUCAUGGUUCCGUAAUAUAACUUCAAUAACUUUUAUCCGUUUCUCUUUUCUAUUGUUCCACAUGUUCUGAACCAAAAGCGUGUUUUCCACGUUUUAAUCACAAUAAUUCUUUUCUGUUUCAUUGUUCCUGAUAAUUUAUUGAUGACUUCCGAAUAAAUUUGUUUUAUCA